Stegastes partitus (bicolor damselfish) is the source of this 1296-nucleotide messenger RNA. It is a transcript of the gene ift22, whose product is annotated as intraflagellar transport 22 homolog (Chlamydomonas). Bases 181 to 741 code for a protein of 186 amino acids. The record is from RefSeq and is a predicted model, not a curated record. The transcript is spliced from 5 exons. NCBI's taxonomy places the organism in Eukaryota, Metazoa, Chordata, Actinopteri, Pomacentridae.
CUCGGCUAAUGCUAACGAACGAAUAUUAUUUUGUGCAUUUCAUUGCGUGAAACUCAAAACCCAGCGUGUUGAUGUGUUCUCCGCUAAGUGAGCGUCAUUUACCAGCCUACUGACGUAUAGAUAGCUUUAAGCGGAGGUCUUUAGCCGAAGCUAGCCGGGCAGCUAAUGCUCUGAGGGGAAAUGUUCAAAACAAAAAUACUCUUCGUUGGUCCAAAUGAGAGUGGGAAAACGGUUCUUGCAAAUUUUCUCUUUGACACGACGGAAAAUGUGGGAGGUGAAUACAGACCUACUCAAGGAGUCAGAAUACUGGAGUUUGAAUCAGCGCCUGAGGGCAGUGGUGACAACAAGACAUGUGAGGUUGAACUGUGGGACUGUUCGGGGGAUUUCAAGUUUGAGUCGUGCUGGCCUGCGCUCAUGAAGGACUCCAGCGGCGUGGUCAUCGUUUUUAAUCCCGACGUUCCGAGUCACCUCAAAGAAAUCGAGACGUGGCAUUCAAUGUUUAUCUCCUCUCAAGGUCUGCAGGAGGCCCAGUGCCUCCUCAUAGCUCACCACAAGCCUGGCAGCGGCGUGGAAGACGGACGGCUGCCUCUAGCGUCACAUUUGAGCAGACUGCCACUUAUUCACUCCAACCUGGAAGAUGAGCCGGAGGACGUGAGGCAGGCUUUCUGCAGAUACUUGGGAAACGUUGUGAACACGAUGUCGGAGAGUCGAGAACGGGAGGAGAUGUCCAUCAUCACAUAGCCAUUACAUAUGCAGCUCAGUGACGAUGUACUUUGUUGUUGUUGUUUUUUUUAAGUGAUUAAUUAAACAUCUUCACUGUCAAUCCUACAAACCCCACUGAGAACUUGAAUAUUUUCCUGCAGUUCGAUAAGCUGUUCCUGUUUAUUUUAGGUUGUGAAUAAAAUAUGAUUCACUCUGGAAAUGAAAACCCAAGAGACACAAAAGCUGCUUAUCUGAUUAUAGACAUUUGUUUUUUUUGCAAAUGUGGUGCAGGUUGUGGAGAAUGAGAUGAGCGCAAAACGAGAAAGAACAGUUCAGCGUUUAUCCGAUGAUGCCUCCUUUGCUGAUGCACGUGGAACCACAUCAGCACCUCAGCGGCCACGAGUCCGUUCCUGAAGGCGUCCUACGAAACACAGACAGAUUUCACUCCACAGAAAGAGACGUGAUAGUUAACGUUUAAACAAAGUCUGACACAGAAGAGGAAUUCAUUCUUUUCAGUUCAAUACAAAUAAAAGUUUCUCUGUGUGUCAUUUGUGUACUUUUGGAAAAUAAACGCAGCCUAACUGGUGAGUAACA